Molecule: messenger RNA, 2997 nt
Organism: Venturia canescens
Lineage: Eukaryota; Metazoa; Arthropoda; Insecta; Hymenoptera; Ichneumonidae
Gene: gammaCOP
Product: coat protein (coatomer) gamma
Exons: 6
Coding region: 116-2755 (879 amino acids)
Biological process (GO): intra-Golgi vesicle-mediated transport; endoplasmic reticulum to Golgi vesicle-mediated transport; protein secretion
Cellular component (GO): endoplasmic reticulum-Golgi intermediate compartment; endoplasmic reticulum; COPI vesicle coat
Molecular function (GO): structural molecule activity
Source: RefSeq, a predicted model, not a curated record
UCGGACAACUGUGGUAUCGAAUAGGACAGUGAUGGCUGUCGCCGUUCGGCUGUAAGGUGACGUGUCUGUGUUUUUUUUCCAAAUAUAUUGAAAACAGCAGGAGAAAGCGAAAAAAAUGAAUGCCUUCAAACGUGACAAAAAAGAAGAGGAAGAUGGGGGAGGAAAUCCAUUCCAAUAUUUGGAAAAAACAACUGUACUCCAAGAAGCUCGAACAUUCAACGACACCCCUGUCAAUCCCCGAAAAUGUGCUCAUAUUUUGACAAAGAUUUUGUAUCUGCUAAAUCAGGGAGAACAGCUCGGCACUACAGAAGCUACAGAAGCUUUUUUUGCUAUGACAAAACUUUUCCAAUCGAGAGAUGUUGUUCUCAGACGACUUGUUUAUCUAGGCAUCAAGGAACUUAGCUCCGUUGCCGAAGAUGUCAUCAUUGUUACUUCCAGUUUGACCAAAGACAUGACUGGCAAAGAGGAUCUCUACAGGGCGUCUGCGAUACGAGCUCUUUGUACAAUCACGGACAGUGGAAUGUUAGCAGCGAUCGAGAGAUACAUGAAGCAAGCGAUCGUGGAUCGUUCGCCAGCGGUAUCGAGCGCAGCAUUAGUGUCGUCAUUACAUCUGACGAGCGUUUCCGGCGACGUGGCAAGGAGGUGGGCGAACGAAGCACAGGAAGCUUUGAACUCUGAGAACGUGAUGGUUCAAUAUCACGCAUUGGGAGUGCUUUAUGAAGCGCGUAAAUCUGAUAAGCAUGCGGUGAUAAAACUCGUGGCCAAGUUGAUGAGAACAAGUCCAAAAAGUCCGUAUGCAGCUUGUAUGUUGAUUCGAAUGGCUUGCAAGCUUCUCGAUGAUUCGUCACCGAACGAGGGUGGGGAACUUUUGGAAUUUAUCGAAUCAUGUCUACGCCAUAAAUCGGAAAUAGUCGUUUACGAGGCAGCACAUGCGCUCGUGAAUUUAAAACGUAGCGGAAGCCGUGAAAUAGCACCAGCCAUAAGUAUAUUACAACUGUAUUGUGGUUCACCAAAGCCAGCGGUUCGUUUUGCCGUUGUUCGUACAUUGAAUCAAGUGGCGAUGACCCAUCCAGCGGCGUUGACGGCUUGCAAUCUUGAUCUUGAGAAUCUCAUAACCGAUCCAAACAGAUCAAUUGCGACUCUAGCAAUAACGACUUUACUAAAAACCGGCGCCGAAGUCUCGGUCGAUCGUCUGAUGAAACAAAUCGCUACUUUUGUCUCGGAGAUCUCGGACGAAUUCAAAGUCGUCGUUGUUCAAGCGAUCAGAACGCUCUGCCAAAAAUUCCCGAGGAAACACUCUGUUCUGAUGAAUUUUUUGUCCGCUAUGCUGCGGGAUGAAGGCGGCCUCGAGUACAAAGCGGCUAUUGCUGAUACAAUUAUCGCUGUUAUGGAAGGCAAUGCCGAAGCUAAAGAAGCUGGAUUAGCACACCUCUGCGAAUUCAUCGAAGACUGCGAGCACACUUCCCUCGCCGUUCGUAUCCUUCAUCUUCUCGGCCAAGAAGGCCCCACCUCUAAACAACCCUCUCGUUAUAUUCGGUUCAUCUACAAUCGUGUAAUUCUUGAAAGCGCCAACGUUCGAGCCGCGGCUGUCACGGCCCUUGCUCGCUUCGCCGCUGCUUGCCCCGAUUUACUACCAAAUGUUUUGGUUCUUCUCGCACGUUGUCAACUCGACUCGGACGAUGAAGUGCGUGAUCGCGCCGCUUACUAUUGCACUAUACUCCAAAUGCAAAGUAAUGAUCCUACUAUUUUACCACUCGUCCAUCCGCCUUUACUAUCUAUUCCAACCCUUGAACGAACUCUUCGAAGCUACAUGAGAACUAACAUGGACGAACCCUUCGAUAUAUCUCAGGUACCACCGGCGCAAGCUGUCGAAGAGCCGAUCCAAGCCGAAAUAAAUUUGUCAGCAAAAUCACAACAGCCCAGGCUAACGCGAGAAGAAAGUUAUGCUGAAAAACUGUCCCAAAUCCCUCAAUUGGCAUCGGUUAUCAACGAAUUUGCCCUAUUCAAAUCAUCCCCGGUAUUCGAGCUCACAGAGUCCGAAACUGAAUAUAAUGUCAAGUGUGUAAAACACACAUUCGCCGAGUAUCUCGUUCUCCAGUUCGACUGUCUCAACACAUUGUCCGAUCAACUUCUCGAGGACGUCAGAGUCGCUGUUGAAGCGCCCGAAGGGUAUACGGUAGUUUGCGAAGUUCCAUGUCCACGUCUCGCUUACAACGAGCCUGGAACAACAUACACAGUAUUGGUCUAUCCCGAAGACAUACACGCAAGUGUAGCGACCAUUCCAACAACUCUACGUUUCAUGGCUCGUGAUUGCGAUUCCGCUACGGGAUUGCCAGAAACCGAACAAGGAUACCAUGAUGAGUAUAUGCUCGAAGACUUGGAAGUGACGUUAGCGGAUCAAAUGCGUGGUACAGGUGCAAGAGGAAUGGAUUUUAAUGCCGCUUGGGAAGCAACAAAAUCUCGCGGUUUUACCGCCGUAGAGGAGACCUUCGCAUUGGGAAAUACAGUCACGACCCUUGAAGGAGCGGUUCAAAGUCUUGUAGGAUUUUUGGGCCUCGAAGCAGCCGAAAGAAGUGAUAGAGUACAAUCUGGUGCAAACGGACACGUGUUGCUUCUCCAUGGUAUAUUCCGAGGUGGUAAAGAGCUUUUUGCUCGUGCCAGGCUUACCCUCUGGAAUGGACAAGUUACGAUGCAACUAUCAGUUCGUUCCCAAGAUCCUGAUGUCGCUGAACUCGUUUUGUCUUCCGUAGGAUAAAAUAUUAUCCUCUUGAUUGGAACUAAUUCACACAAAUUCAGAUAGAAAUGCAACGACACUUUUAUAGAUUAAAUAUGAGAAUAUUUACUUCAAUUCAUACCCAACAUUUUUCAAUCCGGACCAUUAAGCCACACCAAUUUUCAUCAAUACCGUUUUUUCGUUACACCGUUAUUAUAUACGUCGGUAUUAUCGUAUGUACAAUUAAGUGGGGCUACUGAUUAUUAAAUAUUAGAAAUAUGUAA